UCUGAGGGGAGGCGGGGGGAGUGGGACAGGGGCCGGUGAGAGGCGGCCACGGGGCUGUGUGUCGGCGGCAGGAUGAAGCUGACCACGCAGGCCUAUUGCAAAAUGGUGCUGCACGGUGCUAAGUACCCGCACUGCGCUGUGAACGGGCUGCUGGUGGCCGAGCGGCCGUCGGGCGCCCCGCGCCGUGACCAGGCUGGGCCCCCCUCGCUCUUCGUCGACUGCAUCCCGCUCUUCCACGGUACCCUGGCCCUGGCGCCCAUGCUGGAGGUGGCCCUCACCCUGAUUGACUCUUGGUGCAAAGAGAAUAGCUACGUGAUAGCUGGAUAUUACCAGGCAAAUGAACGCGUGAAAGAUGCCAGUCCAAACCAGGUUGCGGAAAAGGUGGCCUCCAGAAUUGCAGAGGGCUUUAACGAUACAGCGCUCAUAAUGGUUGAUAACACCAAGUUUACAACGGAGUGUGUAGAGCCUGCCAUUCAUGUGUAUGAGCUUCAUGAGAACAAGUGGAGGUGCAAGGACCCGCACGUUGAUUUUUGUGAAGAUUGGACCGAAGCCCAGAGAAUCGCUGCAUCUCUCUUGGACAGCAAGUCCUACGAGACGCUUGUAGAUUUUGAUAAUCACCUGGAUGAUAUCCGGAACGACUGGACAAACCCAGAGAUCAACAAAGCUGUCCUCCACCUGUGUUAGAGGGGUUUCUACUGACUAAUUAACGGGCAUUCCCACUAUGUACUGAAGAGAGGAAAAAUGCUAUUUUUGAAUGUAAAUAGAAUAAUAUUCAGUACCUUGCGUGGAAACCCGACUGAUUAAAAAGGAGUGGCAUGUCACAUUGCAAAGAGUGAUGUGUCCCAAAGCCAUCUUUUUUGUGAGAUUCCUUGGAAGAACUGCAAACUGUCAGUUACAGCUGUCCUCGUGGAUGCCACCCCCCUUGUAGUGAAUGUUGCUCUUCCUUCAAAACCAGAACUACUUCUGCUUCUCGCUACUGUUCGUAUCACAAAGUUUUGACUAAGCUUUUCUAAUCUUUAGAGAGAUUACUUUUUAACAAUUUAUGGAAUUACCUUUCAAAAAAAAAAAAUCAGUCUUGUCCUCAGAUGAGCAAUUUUAAGGUCAAAUACAUAAAAUGUAAGGUUAGUGGUUUGGAAAUGUCAUUCUGUCGGCACAGUAAAAUGCAAAGGGCUGAGGAUGAUGUACCAUGCUCGUGUGUCACUUGUUUUGCAGUGGUUUAGCAUGACACAGCUCCAGAGAAGGUGUUAAAGCAGUAUUCCCAAACGCUGGGGUGAUUCCCUCUCUCUGUGGGCACACAACCACAGCUGCUGCUUGGGUAUGUUAAACCCAAGGUCAAAAACAAAUGCAUGUAAUGAUUUGUCAAAAAGACUGGAAGCACGCUGAUGAGUCAGAAUGAAAGUUCUAAAAGAGUUUGAGUGUACAAAAGAAGAGGAGGGUGAAAUACCUUGGUAAUUUUAUGCAGUCUGGUGGGGUUUUAUAAACAGAUCUGAUUUUCAACUGGUUCAUACAGUGUCUACUUAAAUAGGUCUAAAAGGUAUCCCUCCACGUUGAAGGCAAGCAAUCUGAGCGUGUUGAAUCAAGGAGCCUAGAUACAGUCUAGUUUUGCUUCUGUCUGUCUUUCUAAUUAACGUUUGGUUCUAAGAAUAAGUUUAUUGGGUAAUGAAGCUUUAUAUCAGACUAGUACAGUCUUGUUGCCUCGUUCCUCAUGGUUGUUUGUCACAGUGUAGUUAAACAUGGCCUCAACCUGCAACGGUUUCUCUAGAUUUCCUUCUCUUCCUAUCCAAAAAUGAUUUUUUGUUGAUUUUUUUUUUUUCUGGUUGAUUUAUUUUAAGAUCCAAAUGACCAGCCUCUCUCCAAGUUCCUGCUUUUUCUUUGGUGUUCUUAUUUUAAAACACGAGGGGUGGGAUUGUCAAAACCUCUUGUUCUACCUCUGCUUCUGUUUAAACAAGCACAAGUUUUUCCUCUUGGGGAGAGACGGGAUGUGGCUGAAAUCCUGUUCUGAAGCAGUGGAUAGAACCAGGACACCUUCAGCUGGGUCCUGCUGAGGACUUCCCUGUGGUUUGGAUGCCACGAGGCAAGGUCUGAGGUUGAGCUCCCUGUCCUAAGGAGGAGGUGAAGAUUUGAAGGGUUGGGUUGGUCUCCCUGCUGUGCGGUAGCAAAGUGUGAUGGGGGUUACAAAAGGGACUGGUGCUUGGUCAAUAGCCUUUCCUAAGUGUGAGUCGGAUACCGCUUGCAGGAAAGGAAAAUGUUUUCACUUGUUCAACGAAAACAUGUAUCUAGCUCACAAGCAGCGAGACAAACACGUUCCUGUGGCUGUUUUACUACACAUCCCUGGCUGUUUGAAAAGAUGUCCCACGGUGUAUGUUCGGCGUAGACUCUGGAAAUGGCCCACGCUGCAGGAAGAGGACUGUUGUGCUUUGUACAAACACCUCCUGAAAUCGAACCGAUUGUUCCAGAGGCAGAUGUUAUCGUGGCAAGAUGUGUUAUGUGUGUUAUGUGAGACUGUCAGCGCUGCCGUAUCCGCUGGUCUGUCUCCUGAGCCACAGGAAAUACAUUUCUUAUUCUCUUA
Molecule: messenger RNA, 2569 nt
Organism: Calidris pugnax (ruff)
Lineage: Eukaryota; Metazoa; Chordata; Aves; Charadriiformes; Scolopacidae
Gene: EMC8
Product: ER membrane protein complex subunit 8
Exons: 5
Coding region: 73-684 (203 amino acids)
Cellular component (GO): EMC complex
Source: RefSeq, a predicted model, not a curated record